This is a messenger RNA of Cavenderia fasciculata, 1488 nucleotides long. RefSeq lists its product as uncharacterized. The record is from RefSeq and is a predicted model, not a curated record. The coding region runs from base 1 to 1488 and encodes 495 amino acids. The transcript has 3 exons. Lineage: Eukaryota; Evosea; Eumycetozoa; Acytosteliales; Cavenderiaceae.
AUGAAACCGACAAGCGACACCAAGAAGAAUACUACUACUUUGUCUAAAUCAAAAGAUGAAAAGACGACGAAUAACAAAGACAAAUCUGCUGCAGUACCAAAGAAUGUAGUUCCUCCAAAAAAGAAACAACAACAACAAAAGAAACAAUCUGGUGGUAGUGGUGGAUUAUCACUCGCAUUCAUGGACUCUCUUGCAUCUAUUCAAAAGAAACAAAAUGAUCCUACCAUUGCAAAGGUUUUGAAAGAAACUAAAACCAAUGCGACAGUUGCAACAUCUGUUGUGGCGACGACUACUGCACCUGUUGUUGCUGAUAGUAUCAAUAAAAAGAAGGUAGAUCAAAAAAAGGUAGAUCAAAAGAAGAAUAACGAUAAACAACAACAACCUAAACCUAUUGUUAUCCCUCCUCCUCUUCCAACUCAACCAACACCUAAACAAACCAAUACCACAAACCAAAAGACACCUCAAGUUGCUUCAACAACAUCUACCUCUACUACUACUACUACUUCAACAACAAAGCCAACAACAACAACAAGUGGUAUAUCAUUAUCAAAAUCAUGUUUUGCAUUACAACCAAAUGCAUUUGAAUCACAAUUGAAUAGUUACCAACAAAAGGUUAGUGAAACAAUUGCUAAAAGCCAACAAAUACAUACACUCAUUCCAGAAUUGAUGAGAUCUACCUAUAUACCAGAUAAUCCUCGUGUACAUGAUCAACAACAACAACAACAAAGUCAACAACUCAAGUACCAAAUACAAUCCAAACCAACAACAACUGCCACUACAGUCGAGAUGGAAAUUAAUAGUCAUACAAUACCAGCCAUGUUGAUUGGAAAUUAUUCAAUGAUGAAAAAAGGAACAUCAUCAAUUGAAGAAAUCCAAGCUCUACUUCACCCUCUACUUCCUACCAACCUUGCACCAUUCUAUCAAUCCAUUUCAUUACUCAAAAAAAUUUAUACCAAAAACAAAUUAAGAUUGCAAAAGUUACAUGAAACCAAAUUUAUUCAUAUUUUACACAAAAAAUUAAAAGACUAUAAAUUAUAUAUGAGUAAUGCCUUUUUCCCAAUGGUCAAAUUAAUGCCAAGUAAACAAUUGGUGAUAUUGAUCAUGUAUCGAUUGUAUGCACAAACCCUUUAUAUAAAGUUUCUCAAGGAUCUCUUGGUUGAGGCAUCUGGUGCCUUCACCUACCUUAUCCAAAUUGGUUUUGAUAUUCCCUACACCUACGUCAUGAUGGGUUGUUUGGCCAGUAUCAAUGAACAUCUUACUGAAACCCAAAAAUUAAUAUUUAAUCAAUUUAAUGUAUUAUACAACAAUUUUGAAAAGUUUGAAUGGUCAAGAGAAAUUGCAUCACCUCUUAGUAACAAAGAAUACCAACUCCAAUUAAACUAUUUACUUUUACCAUUUGCCAAUGUUUUUGGGUCAUUAUCCAUUGUCCAAAUGCACCAAGAAAUAAAUACUCCAUUUUCAAUCCCUUCCACUACGAAUAGUAGUUAA